CGUUACCAUAAUUCACUUCAUCGCAGACCAUCGUUGUGGCGGGUGCUCUGUAGUCAUUCGCCAGACCCUGCUUUAUUAUAAGCCCACUCUUUAGUUUUAGUGAUUUAGAAAUUGUCUUCGUAUUUCAACGGUCGUAAGUUUGAACGUUCGGUAUUCAAUACUUGUAUUAUAUAGUUUCUCCAGGCAGCAGAUACAUUGCUAUCACAUUGGAUCGCACUUGGAUCACCAUUCCUCUUAUGUGCUCUUGGUUUGAAUUUGUCGUCUUCGCUCCCUCCGCGUGUUGAAAAACUGAUUUUGCUACAUUGCUUUGCCUUUGCCUCUCCAAGGGCUUAUUCAGGAUGGCAUUCUCAACAUUAUUUGUUAUCGUCUGCUCAUGGACAUUAACAGCUGGUCUCAUCCCACCCACCAUCAUCUUUCCAUCCAAGGAUUUUGACGAUCCAGACCAAGCGGUGGCCGGCAAGAUAUUUACYCUUUCYUGCGAAGCGACUGGUUCGUUGCCCAUGACCUUCAAGUGGAAAAAAUCCGAUAAAGAUUUCCUAUCUUUUCCUCCUUAUCAAACAAUAAAAUCAUCAGGGCGUUCUUCUAAUCUCACUAUUACUUCACUCAACCCCAAUGAUGACGGGAAGUAUCAGUGCUUAGUCAGCAAUCCUGCUGGAGGAGCAAUCUCAAGGAAGUUUCGUUUGAAAGUAACUGCAAUUUCACCUUUCGUGGAAGACAAGGCUGUAGAAAAGACUGUGAAUGUCACCGUUGGUCGUCCGUUGUAUCUUGCAUGUCCAGCGCACACCACUGGUGCAGGUCAUAGUGACUUUGGGGUGAUUCAUCAUUGGGGAAUAAAGCGACCAGAAAUAGGAAUGCAGCUUCAAAUGAAAGCUAACUUAGCUAUACUACCCAAUGGAGAUUUAUUUUUCACAUAUGUGGACCAAGAAGAUAUAAAAAAGUUCAGUGCGUAUCCCUUCAAUUUACAACUGCAGUGCAUUGUGGCGUCUCGUGACACCAUCUACUAUUCACAUAUAUACAACCUUAAAGUUGUAGGAAAUGAUAGCUCAUCAUUUUCUCCCACAUUUGCCCCCGGUGGAGAACCGAAGCAAAUGGAAACAGCAGUUCAAGGAAAAGAGAAGUUUCUUCACUGUGUAGCAAGUGGAAACCCUGCUCCUCAAACUAGAUGGUAUAGAGUCUUUGAAAAUGGCAAGAACAAAGAAAUUAUUAACGGUAAAGAUGGAAUUCUUAUCCCAAGAGCCAAUCAUGGAAGGGUGUUGCACAUUCCAAAGAUCUCUAAGGAGCAGCAUGAGCCUGGAAAAUACAGAUGUGAAGUUUCAAAUGGUCAAGGAAAGACAUUGGUCUCCAAACUUAUCAAAAUCACUGUUUAUAUUCCCCCUGCGUGGAUUGUGACACCUCCUCGGAUAAAAACAAUUAAUAUUCUUGGUGAUGUUAGCUUAUUCUGUCAAGCCUUUGGCACUCCUUCACCCAAGUACAAGUGGUAUCACAAUGGCAAGGAAUUCACAUCUGACACAGAAUUGGCUCAAAACACCAGUAUGGUGGAUGGGAAUAAACAACAUGGAAGGUUGUUGAUCAAAAACGUAAAAGCAAAAAAUGAAGGUGUUUACCAAUGUGYUGCUGAAAACGACUGGGGCAUGGUUGUAUCUUCCACUUGGCUCAGAGUUGAAGGUUAGUGGUUAGUUGGUUAU
Molecule: messenger RNA, 1685 nt
Organism: Actinia tenebrosa (Australian red waratah sea anemone)
Lineage: Eukaryota; Metazoa; Cnidaria; Anthozoa; Actiniaria; Actiniidae
Product: hemicentin-1
Biological process (GO): cell-cell adhesion; axon guidance
Cellular component (GO): plasma membrane; axon
Molecular function (GO): protein binding
Source: RefSeq, a predicted model, not a curated record